GUCUAGUUUUUUCUACGUCAUUGGUUAUUACGGUAACCUCGAAUGCCUGGUUGUCCGUGUCACACCUCCAAUAUCAGACGACCCAGUGAAACAGUCAUUGCGCGGCAGACUAGACUUCUCCUUCCGAAGACAGAGAAUACAUAGGACGAACAGGGUGACUAGGAUUCAUCAUAAUAGAAGAACCCAAAAUGUUGCCUCAAGACUUGAAGCAGAUCAGAGUCCUGCUGCUCAAUGACAAAGAGAAUUUAGAGAGGACACUGUUCAGACUUGAUCAAGGGUUUGAGCUCCAGUUCCGUCUGGGUCCAAGUCUUCAGGGCAGGAUAGUUACAGUGCACACCAACUACCCGCUUGACGGACAGGCAUUCAAACGAAACACAUUUCGUGCUUUGACCUGGAACAACCCAACAGGACGGGAGGAUGACUCUGAUAAGUUUUGCUGUCUGGAUAUCAAGAUCGCUGGUUCUUAUCAGUACUUCUUCGGAUUCGGAGACACAGAGAAGUCAGGAGGGGGAUACAUUGUUAUCAACCCAAUUCUUCAUGUUGGAUCGGAGAACCGUCUCCUCCCGUUAGACUGCAUUACCAUUCAGACCUAUUUAUCCAAGUGUUUGGGUUACUUAGAUGACUGGCCAGCCAGAUUGCAAGUUGCAAAGGAAUCAGGGUACAACAUGAUUCACUUCACACCUUUGCAGACACUUGGAGAAUCCAGGUCAUGUUACUCCUUGGCAGACCAGCUAACCUUUAGCCCUGAGUUCAGCCCAGAUGGCCAAAACUAUAGCUGGGGAGAUGUCGGGGCACUAGUGGAGAGGUUGAAGGAAGAAUGGAACAUAUUGUGCAUUACUGAUGUGGUGUACAACCAUACUGCUGCAAACAGCAUGUGGAUCAGAGAUCAUCCGGAGUGUGGUUACAACCUGGUGAACUCUCCACAUCUUCGUCCAGCCUGGGUCUUGGACAGAGCUAUCUGGCAUUUAACCACUUGGAUAGUAGAUGGAAAGUACAAGGACAUAGGCCUCUCUGCUUAUCUCACCAAUGAAAAUCAUCUAAAUGUUAUCCGAAGUGUGCUGUGGCAGGAUGUGUACCCUCGAAUUAAACUAUGGGAAUUCUACCAGGUCAAAGUGGACAGUGCUGUGGAGCAGUUCAGAAAUCUCUUACGAAAUGGAGUGAAACCAGACCUUAGUAAGACUGGAGGAACAAAAGCCCUUAUCAUCCAGGACCCUGGUUGGCGACGUUAUGGAAACAGAGUGGACAUGAACUUUGCUCUUAAAACAUUUGUGCCUCACAGUUGUUCCCCUCAGGACAUCGAGCAGUGCUGCCAUUUGUUGCGACAGAAACUGAACCAGUUUAAUGAGGAACAACACAACAUUGUGCAUCAGCAUCAAGAACAGGGAGCCAACUGCAUUGUGGGGAAUGUAAUGUAUGAGCGUCUGGCUGACCAUGGACCGAAAUUAGGCCCCGUUAGCAAGAAGGACCCUCUUGUUACCAGGUAUUUCACCUUCCCAUUUCAAGGCAUGACACUGGAGCAGGAGUUGCAGAUGCUGGAUGAACCAGACAAGACAUGUCACUUCCAUGCUCACAAUGGUUGGGUGAUGGGGGAUGACCCACUGCGCAACUUUGCUGAGCCAGGGUCAAAUGUCUACAUUCGUCGGGAAUUGAUAUGCUGGGGUGAUAGUGUCAAACUUCGCUAUGGCAAGGGACCUGAAGACUGUCCUUAUCUGUGGGCUCACAUGAAGAAAUACACUGAAAUAACAGCCAAAUAUUUUCAUGGAGUCAGACUGGAUAACUGCCACUCUACACCAUUACAUGUAGCAGAGUUCAUGCUAGAUGUGGCUAGAGCAGUGUGCCCUAACCUGUAUGUGGUGGCUGAACUCUUCACUGGCAGUGAGGAACUGGAUAACAUCUUCGUUACAAAACUAGGAAUUACAUCACUGAUACGAGAGGCCAUGUCAGCGGGUGAUAGCCAUGAAGAGGGCAGAUUAGUCUAUCGUUAUGGUGGUGAACCAGUUGGAGCUUUUGUUCAGCCUAGUCUCCGCCCACUGGUGCCCUGCAUUGCCCAUGCCAUGUUCCUUGAUGUAACCCAUGACAACGAAUGUCCUAUACAGCUGCGUUCAGCAUUUGACUCUCUUCCGAGUUCUGCCUUGGUCUCAAUGGCCUGCUGUGCUACUGGCUCUACCCGAGGAUAUGAUGAAUUAGUACCCCAUCAGAUUUCUGUUGUUAAAGAGGAGCGUUUUUACCCUAAGUGGAACCCCUCUGCCUCCAUGACUUCCACAAGCGAGGUUGGACCCCAGACUGGCAUCAUUGCUGGGAAACUGGCACUCAAUAAGUUGCAUCAAGAACUUGCUGCUCAGGGUUUCAUACAGGUCUAUGUAGACCAGGUUGAUCCAGAUAUUGUUGCUAUUACUCGUCACUGUCCAAGCACUCAUCAGUCAGUGGUGGCAGUGUGUAGGACAUCUUUCAAGAAUCCUAAAACACAUGAGUAUACCACGAAUGUGCCACCAAUGUUUAUACCUGGAAAAAUUGAGGAGGUAGUGUUUGAGGCAAGGACAGUGGACAGACAUUCUGGAAGCUUCAGAAAGGAUGACAACUACAUCAAUGGCAUGCCUGAAUACUCAGUACAGAUAAAGGAGCAUAUUCCAUUACAGGAGAGCUCAUUGGUGAACCAAGGUGGUGUGACAUCGAAAGGUCGAUCAGAGUUUGUCCAGGAAAUCAGCUUCACGAGACUGACACCAGGAAGUGUCAUUGCCUUCAGGGUUAGUUUGGACCCUAAAGCCCAGAAGUUGGUUGGGGCACUUCGCUAUUUUCUGUCCCAAUUCAGCCUAAAAUACAAAAAAGGAAGUCUUCCAGAUGAAAACCCAGCAGAGGCUCUUAAGAUGCCAUUGGCACAGCUGAUGUCAAAGCUAACACUAGCAGACAUGAAUGUCCUGAUAUUUCGCUGCGAUUCAGAAGAACAAGAGGAAGGUGGAGGCUGUUAUAAUAUUCCAGGAUGGGGAACCUUCAAAUAUGCAGGCCUGCAAGGUGUAAUGUCAGUUUUGGCUGAUAUUCGUGCCAACAAUGACCUUGGGCAUCCGGUCUGUUCUAACCUCAGACAAGGAGACUGGUUAAUGGACUAUAUCGCCAAUAGACUGAUACAUAGAGAAGGACCUCUGGCACAGGUUGGACAAUGGCUGGAGGCAAUGUUUACUUAUCUGAAGCACAUCCCACGUUAUCUUAUCCCCUGUUACUUUGAUGCAAUCCUUGUAUCCACUUUCACCACAGCUCUGGAUGCAACUUACAAACUCAUGUCAAGUUUCAUUCAGAGUGGCUCUAGCUUUGUACGACACUUGGCUUUGGGUUCUCUUCAGAUGUGUGGUGUCGGACGCUACCCUGGUCUUCCUUCUCUUUCAGUCAAAAUUGCGAAUGUUCCAUAUUGCGUCAGCUCAAUAACUGGACAGAAGGAGCAGUGCUGCGUAACAGUGGCUGCAGGUCUUCCCCAUUUCUGUACUGGAAUUUUUCGUUGCUGGGGCAGAGAUACUUUUAUUGCUCUCAGAGGACUGAUGCUGUUGACUGGGAGACACACUGAAGCCCGAAACAUCAUCUUGGCAUUCGCAGGGACAUUACGUCAUGGUUUGAUCCCAAACCUGUUGGGAGAGGGUCGUUUCGCCAGAUACAAUUGCCGUGAUGCUGUAUGGUGGUGGCUGCAGUGCCUCCAGGAUUACGUCAGCCAUGUUCCCCAAGGGUGUUGUAUCCUCCAGUUUCCUGUCACACGCAUGUACCCAACUGAUGAUAGUGAGCCCUGUACACCAGGAGAAGUGGAGCAGCCUCUGUAUGAUGUGAUUCAAGAGAUUUUGCAACGCCACCUCGAUGGAAUUUCCUUCAGAGAGCGAGAUGCUGGACCCAAGAUAGACAUGAACAUGAGAGACGAAGGUUUCAAUGUGGCGAUUUAUGUGGAUCCUGCAACAGGCUUUGUCCAUGGAGGAAACCGUUUUAACUGUGGCACUUGGAUGGAUAAAAUGGGAGAGAGUGAGCGUGCAAGAAACAAAGGCAUACCUGCUACUCCCAGAGAUGGAGCAGCUGUGGAGAUAAUUGGUCUUAGUAAAUCAACCAUUCGCUGGAUUCUGGAACUACAUGCCAAAGGACUGUUUCCUUAUGAUGGAGCAAAAGUUCACAGAAAUGAUGCAGAGGAGUUGCGUCAGGAAGGGCAUCCAGUGGUGUAAAACUGUGCCAAACAAAUAUUUGUUCAUCAAAGAUGACACGCUGUGGCGACCAAAAACGGAACAAGCCG
Molecule: messenger RNA, 4255 nt
Organism: Syngnathoides biaculeatus (alligator pipefish)
Lineage: Eukaryota; Metazoa; Chordata; Actinopteri; Syngnathiformes; Syngnathidae
Gene: agla
Product: amylo-alpha-1, 6-glucosidase, 4-alpha-glucanotransferase a
Exons: 31
Coding region: 189-4187 (1332 amino acids)
Biological process (GO): glycogen biosynthetic process; glycogen catabolic process
Molecular function (GO): amylo-alpha-1,6-glucosidase activity; 4-alpha-glucanotransferase activity
Source: RefSeq, a predicted model, not a curated record